AUGAAUAAACAGCACUUUCAGACAUUAUCUCAAGCUUUGGAUCAAUUGAUGAGCAAUUGUGAAGACAAUGAAACUAUUGUUCAAAAACUCAUUGCCGAAGACAGUCAUCGAGAGUCGAGUGAAUCCACAAAAAGACAAUCAAUUGAUGAAAGAGUUGUUUGCAAAAGAAGACAAUUCAAGCGAAAGUCUAAUAAGAAACGAGUGAUUUGUAAACCAGUCGUCGAAGACAUUAAACCAAAGCAUAACAAGACUUCAGUCAAGACUAACACUAAAACACGUGAAGAGUCAGACGAGAGUUAUGUCGAAGAAUCAGAUGAUAGUUAUGUCGAAACGAAGACAUAUAAAGCAAUGAAAAGACAUAAACCGACAAAAAGUGGUUCAAAAUCGAGUCCUUCUCUUCUGAUCCCAGAUUUCAACGAAAGACAGAAAAUGUUUGAUUUGAUCACAAAUUCAUAUAAAUGUCCGAAAACUGAAUGUCAGAAGACUUUAAAAACUGACUCCAGUUUUAAAUUACAUUUGUAUAGAAAACACACAAACCGUAUAAUUAAAUGUGGAUAUAAAGGAUGUGAUAAACAGUAUAGAAAUAGAGGUUCGCUUUAG
This is a messenger RNA of Medioppia subpectinata, 600 nucleotides long. NCBI's taxonomy places the organism in Eukaryota, Metazoa, Arthropoda, Arachnida, Sarcoptiformes, Oppiidae. The record is from the annotation of a GenBank genome assembly.